Messenger RNA from Plasmodium knowlesi strain H, 3006 nucleotides. RefSeq names its product ATP-dependent RNA helicase DDX23, putative. Bases 1 to 3006 code for a protein of 1001 amino acids. The record is from RefSeq and is a predicted model, not a curated record. Gene Ontology annotation, molecular function: RNA helicase activity; RNA binding; ATP binding. Gene Ontology annotation, biological process: mRNA splicing, via spliceosome. Gene Ontology annotation, cellular component: catalytic step 2 spliceosome. Lineage: Eukaryota; Apicomplexa; Aconoidasida; Haemosporida; Plasmodiidae. The transcript has a single exon.
AUGUUCUUCUUUAGGAAAAAGCAAACCCCCGCCGAGGAGGCGCAGGGGGAGGAGAAAAAGGAAAAAGGCAAGGAGAAGGACGAAGUGGUAACCCUAGAGAAGGCCCCAGUUAAUAACCCCUUUCAGAACAUCCAAAAGGAUAGCCAGGAGGUGAAGACAGAAAAGAAUUUGUUGCAAAACGAUGAUGAAAAUGAGGGGGAAAGAAAAAAGAAUAAAGAAAAGAAAAACAACUCAGAGCGGAAGCUGCACUCAGCGGCGAAGUCCCAUGAAGGAGAGAGAAAUGAGAAAGAAAUAUCCAUCCAAAUGGGAAAUGGCGAAACCAGUGAACAUACAAGCGGACAAAGAACGCACAACAAACUUGCGCGGGAAGAAGGGGCAUUCCCUAGUAGUAACAAUGUCCAGAGAGACACGUAUAGAUUAUUUCCGAGCGGAAUGAAAAAGAAAAAAAUCAACCUGUAUAGCUCAUCCAGCUCUUCUGACGCAUCUUCAAAUGAAGACCUAUUUAGUGGUAAAAUUCAAAGGGAAAAGGAGACCAUGGAAGGGCGGAAAUACAACCAAAUUAGGAAGAACAGGAGGGAAGAAUUUCAACGAGACAACGAAAUGAGAAAUGGAACUACUACUACUACCACGAGCACAGUAAGUGGUAAGAGCAAGAUUUUUGCCAACCUCAGCAAUGGGAGUGAAAAACUAGUCUUCUUAACCAAGAGAGACAGAGAAGAAAUGAAGCGAAAGGCGGAUAAAAGAGAAAAUGAAAGAAUAGCUGUGGAGGAACAAGACCAUUCGAGGGGGAAGUUCCAGGGGAAGGACUUCGAAGAUGCAAAGAGAAGGAAGAAGGAUAUCGAUACCAAGACUGACCUGAAGGAUGACAGACAUAGGGUAAGGAGGAACUCGGAGUCGAAUCAGGAGAUAAGAAGGCGGAAGCUGUCAAGUGAGGAUUCGACUGAGGAGCAAAGUGAUGGAAGAGUUGGAAACGCUCGAAACGGUGGAAGAGGUGUGGAAAGCCGUUUGAGCGAGACGAGCGCGUACACGAAGGUGGAGUCUUCCUUGGCGGAGCUGAACAUGCUUAACAUCAGCGCCAUUGAGCGGGAAAGCCAAAGGGAAAAGGAGCUGGAAAUAAUUAAACAGCAAUAUUUAGGAUUAAAUAAAAAGAAGAAGAAGAUGCAGAAGCCUUCGGAAAAGUUUAGGAACAUUUUCAAUUUUGAAUGGGAUCAAUCGGAGGACACCUCCAGAAAUGAUACGAAUCCUUUAUACCAGAACAGACUAGAACCACAGUUACUGUUUGGACGAGGGUAUAUUGCUGGUAUAGAUGUUCGAGAACAGAGGAAGAAAAAUAAUUUUUACGAUAAAUUAGUACAGAAUAGGAUUAACUUUAGUGUGAAGAAAGGAAGGAUGGAAGAUAAUUCCCAGAGGAAGGAUCUGAAUCAUGGGGGUGGCACAAAGGCGGGUAGCAACACCGAGAAUGAAGCAUCUAGCCAUGUAGGUAUGUCAGACCUGGCGAACACGCCGAAUCCAAUAGAGCAUCUGACGAACGCAAAUAAUCAAUCCUUGAGUAGAAGCAAAACGGGUGAAUUCAUCUACGAACCGAAAGUGAACAACAUAAUCGUAGAUGUUCACAACAAACACUGGAGUGAGAAAAAGAGAGAAGAAAUGACGGACAGAGAUUGGAGGAUUUUUAGAGAGGACAACGAAAUUUACAUCAAAGGAGGAAUUGUUCCUGCACCCAUCAGACGGUGGGAAGAAUCCAACCUUUCCAGUGAUUUAUUAAAAGCCAUUAAAAAGGCAAAGUAUGAAAAGCCCACCCCAAUCCAGAUGCAAGCUAUACCUAUAGCCCUUGAAAUGAGGGAUCUAAUUGGGAUAGCAGAAACGGGUUCAGGAAAAACAGCCGCUUUUGUUUUACCCAUGCUUUCUUACGUGAAACAACUCCCCCCAUUGACAUACGAAACGUCUCAAGAUGGACCCUACGCUCUUAUUAUCGCCCCAUCCAGAGAACUAGCCAUCCAAAUUUUCGACGAAACCAAUAAGUUUGCCUCCUACUGCUCAUGUAGAACCGUAGCAGUAGUGGGAGGAAGAAAUGCAGAGGAACAAGCAUUUGAGUUGAGAAAAGGAGUGGAAAUCAUUAUAGGUACCCCAGGAAGAAUACAGGAUUGCUUAGAAAAAGCAUACACCGUCUUGAAUCAGUGCAAUUAUGUAAUCCUGGAUGAAGCAGACAGAAUGAUGGACAUGGGAUUUGAAGAUUCGGUGCAUUUUAUUCUAGAUAAAAUACCAACAUCUAAUUUGAAGUCAGAAGAUGAGGCCUUAGCCUUACAGGAAGAAAUGAUGGCCAAGGCUGGGCAUCGUCUGUAUAGACUAACGCAAAUGUUUUCUGCGACUAUGCCACCAGCCGUGGAGAGAUUGUCUAGGAAGUACCUGAGAGCCCCAGCCUACAUAUCCAUUGGAGACCCAGGAGCUGGUAAAAGAUCCAUAGAACAAAAAUUAGAAUUUAUUACAGAAGGAAAGAAGAAGCAGAAAUUGCAGGAGGUGCUAGAAGUGUAUGAACCCCCCAUCAUCGUUUUUGUGAACCAAAAAAAAGUGGCAGAUAUUAUUGCUAAGUCCAUUAGUAAAAUGAAAUUUAGGGCAGUGGCUUUGCAUGGUGGUAAGGCACAAGAAUUGAGAGAACAAACCCUGAAUUCUUUUAAAAAUGGAGACUUCGAUAUUUUAGUAGCGACAGAUGUUGCUGGAAGAGGUAUCGAUGUGCAAGGAGUAAAACUUGUUAUCAACUUUGAUAUGCCUAAAGAUAUCGAGUCUUAUACACACAGGAUUGGACGUACUGGCAGAGCCGGCAUGAAGGGACUGGCAAUUUCUUUUGUCACUGAGCAAGAUUCUAACCUAUUUUACGACUUGAAACAGUUCCUCAUAUCCUCCAACAACAUCGUUCCUAUGGAGCUUGCCAAUAAUCCUGCAUCGAAGGUCAAGCCAGGAUCGGUCAUGCACACACCAAAGAAACCCCCUGUCAUGUUUAAGGGUUAA